UGUUCUGUAUGCUGCUGGAAAAAUGACAGUUGUAGUCCUCAACUAUCUAAUCGUCCAAAUCGAAACCCUAACUCAAAAUCUUUCCUACUCUUUCUCCCUCUCCAUUAGUCUCAUCUGCUUGCCUUCGACUCCCCUCUCCGGCGGCCGCUCGCCCACGCCGCCGCAACUCUCCCCUCGUCUCAGUCAGUCGCGACGGCCUCCUUCACUACGUCUCAGUUGCGGCUGCUUCGGUUGCGCGGCGUAGCACAGAUAGAAGAGCUUGUGGUUGUGGAUCCCCCUCGCCGCCUCUGCUGGUACUACCUAAGGAUGCUGGAAGAGAAUUGCUCCAUGAUUGAUCUCUAUCAAAACUCGGUAGCUAACUGGGGCAACUCCAGAUGUGGAAUGAAGCGACAGGGAAGUAUUGUACCCGUGGUUGAUAUUCUUAGGAUGACUGUCCUAUAUCCUGAUGGUGCUAAGAUGCUUGAUGGUCUGGUGAAAAGAAUAGCUUUGGACUUCGAUGUCGAUAAGAUUGCCAAAGCAGCAAAAUCUUCCAAGGAUGCCAAGGUGUCUGAAGCCGGAGCUGACAUCGAAAUGCUUGUUAAGCAGAUGGAAAAGUACCUCAAUUGGUCGACAACGAGACACUUUAGAGCCCAGUUCUUGGCUUGCUUGGCAUUGUACGAGUUAACAACCUCCACUCGUGCACUAAUUAGAGAAACAGAGCUUCUUCCAACGGCCAGAAAUUACUAUCGCGAGCGGAUUCUCGAAGUUGUUGGCUCAUAUCGCCUUUUCUGCGCUUCAUGUAACAUUCUGUGCAUGCUUUCUUGUUGAGAACUUGCAGAGAAUAGUGUAUUCAGAAAGCUCACAGAACCAGUAGUUUAAGCAGCAACAAUUGACAUCCUGUUUCGCAAAUUAUUCUCCACAUUAUUAUACUUAAUAAAGCAGGCAACCUCGCCGCC
Molecule: messenger RNA, 935 nt
Organism: Linum tenue
Lineage: Eukaryota; Viridiplantae; Streptophyta; Magnoliopsida; Malpighiales; Linaceae
Source: the annotation of a GenBank genome assembly